AUGUUCCAAAGAUCAAGGCCACUCUAUUUCAGACCUCCUCCAGAGACAUUCAAUAUGUUCAUCGAUCUAGUCAGUUCAGAUGACGAAUCUCCAGGUAUGUCUGUUUUGAAGUCUGCUCAUGGGCAAAGUGACGAAUCUAAUAUUGUCAACGUCUCAGAAGCAGAUGGUGGCUCCUUCCAACGACCAGUUCGUCGCUCGGAUACGAACCAACAGAGGCAAGAGCCUCGUUCGCUGAUGAGACAAUCUGAGGCGCAAAUCAGAAUCUUGGGCGGGCCUCAGACAAUUUUCUCGCAACGCCCAGAGACCAGAUCUCCACGAGAACCUCCAGCCCUUAAUCAUCGGGCAGGCAUCGAGUCAGAACCUGCAACCCAGCCACGUUGGGUGCCAACUAUAAGUUCGGCAGCACCAGUGCCAUCAUAUAGGCGCUUACAACCCCCAGUCAGCUAUAUAUACCGAGACCAAGCAGCAAAGAAGAAAGCAGACCAAUUCGAACGUUUACGCAAGGCAGAGACGGACCUUCAGUUGUACCUGGAGGAAAACCCAGGCAAUGACAAGUUCAGAGCAAAAUCUCUUCAGCUUCGUUCAUACCGUGAGAAGCUCGAAGGAGGGGACCUUCUCAGCAGUGGCAAGUUGGAUUGGAUCAGGGGAAUCCACAGGUCAAUUGAUCGACGACGCGUAGCCGAUGACGCUAAGGCGUUUGCUGCGAAGGCAAGGUCAGAGAAUUCACGCAGUAGGCCAAAGUCGACGGAGUCUGCUGGUGAAAGAAGUCGAGUUAAUACGCCCCUACAAUCACCUUCUUGCCAUUCACUGCGUCACCCCACCACUGGGGGAAAGACCAUCCCCCAAGGCCUUUUGAACGAGAUUACGCCUACAAAAAGCAGCAGACUGCCCAAACCCACACGAGAACCCUUAAAACGCAAAAGACCCCAAUACGGCGGUAAAGCACCUCUCCCUAUAAUGCCAUAUUCCUUUCCACCAGCGAGCUUCGAUAUGCACGAAUCAGAGUCCAGCGUCGAGGAUUCUAGCCCAGAGGAGCCUAUGUCAGAGAACUCGGAUGACGAUGACUCUGACGCCGACUGCUAUGACGCGGACAUGGAAGACACCGAAAGCGAAGAAACCUCAGAAGGAAAGGAAGAAGAAGGAGGGGUGGAAUACGAAAGAUACUGGCAAUACGCUGUUGUGCAGCUUGACAGCCGUCCCUACACGCCUCAGAGCAACUUCCGCAAAAGUCCUUGGGAUCUUUACCGACCGGCAGAAGGCUAUGGAAAAAAUGUCCCAGAGAAUCGACCAGCUCCAAAUGAGUGGCGUUGUGGUUCGGUUGAGGUCUCUGUCGAGAAAGAAUGGGUGACAAGAGCAGUGUCAGAUAAGUCACCCGGAAAGACAGCAAAGAAGCACCUGCAGGGUGUGUUCAUCGUGCUUGUCCAGCAGAAGGAUCUCAAAACCGGCACUCUGAUCAGGAGCGACGUGCACCCGAAGAGCUUCCUUUCGGUGAACGAUGCCAACCGUCACGCAGGUCAGGUUUGGAGGUUGGCGUCCAUGUCAGAGGAGGAAAUCCAACAGGAGAACCUGAGUCAGGGAGGCAUCUUCGACUCCCCAGUAAAGUUUGCCCCAGGAUAUCUGGGGGAAUUGGAAGUGGAUGGAAAGCUGUUCCAGAAGACUUUCCUGAUCCAGAAGGGAGAACAGAAAAUCCAAGUUACAAUGUCGAUUCAGAAACUCGAGGUUAUCCAUCCAGUCUGA
Messenger RNA from Rasamsonia emersonii CBS 393.64, 1737 nucleotides. RefSeq lists its product as uncharacterized. The record is from RefSeq and is a predicted model, not a curated record. The coding region runs from base 1 to 1737 and encodes 578 amino acids. The transcript has 2 exons. Lineage: Eukaryota; Fungi; Ascomycota; Eurotiomycetes; Eurotiales; Trichocomaceae.